Messenger RNA from Symbiodinium sp. CCMP2592, 1185 nucleotides. NCBI's taxonomy places the organism in Eukaryota, Dinophyceae, Suessiales, Symbiodiniaceae. The record is from the annotation of a GenBank genome assembly.
AUGCUCCAGGGCAAACAGACAGACAAGACCGUGGCAUCUUGCGUCUGCUUCUUCCCGGGUGCCCUUUCAAUGCCACACCGGAAAACUUUCCCUGGCGAGGAGAUCUUCGGGGGCCAGGUGGGUUAUGGCUUCAAUGACGAGUUCAACUAUGCCGCCACGCAGCAGCAGCGUGGUAUCGUGAUCGGCAUGGGUGCUUUCGCAGUCGAAAACAUCCGUACCCUCAUGGAGCACAACUCUGGGAAGUUCUACGUGAUCGCAAGGCAUCACAACUUGCUUCUGCCCAGGGUGCUGUCCUGGUACGUCAACCAAACGCGGGCCCCGGCCCCCGCCGCCACGGUGCUUCGCGCCAUGGAGCCCAUGUACAAGUACUAUGGCAAAGAUCCAUGGAGCUACUAUUCCGUGCAGACCAAUGCAGACCGCUCGGUUGCUAGCAUCAAGCAGUACACCAGGUGGGGCAUUGGCGAUGUGUAUUUCCUUGGAGUUCACUACGGGAAGGUGGAGACGGUGGAAGGCCAGGUCAAGCGCUUGAAGCCGAGGACAGCCGUCAUCACCAACGGCCUCGUCAUCGAAAACAUCGACCACGUCAUCAAAUGUCUCGGAUUUGACUGCGACUUCGGCAUCGAUCGGAUCAACCAUACUCGCCGACACAUUGGCUUUUGGCCCGACGGUGACUUCCGGCGUUGGAUCAACAGCGACCAGUCUUCCAUCGAUGCGAGUCGUUUCGGAGGCACUGCCAUUGCACCCUACGCCGCGAUGCAAGCGCAAUGGGGCACUCACUUUUUCCAGUUCCCUCAGAAGCUAUCUGCCGAUGACUUCAUCAACACGCGGAUGAACUUCACUUUCGCUGGGGGCGCAACGCUGACAUUGUCCAUCCGAUUUGUCUUGAGCCUGCUCUCCACUGGAGAGGCGGUUCUAUUGCCAAACUUUGCUCAGUUGGUCACUUUGUUUGCAGACCACCGCCGCAUGGGGCUCAUGUGCGCUAGUGCGUCCGCCGAGCAUGUGUACCUUGGCUAUCCCGUGAGCAGCGGAGGGUGGAAGAGCGAAGCAGCGGAGCUCCUCCUGCAGUACCUGCGUACGUACAAUGACAUCACAGGCAAGUGCCAGUCGUUGGCGGCAUCUCCCAGAGUAAGAGACUCGGCGCCCAUUUUUGCAGCCUUCGAGAGUGCCCUCAAGUCGAUGCAAUGA